AUGACCACCACCGGAGACAUGGAUGCUUCCGGAGAGGGCCUCACGGCUCCGGAGGCCAUCAAAAGCCGGGCCUGUGCCAACUGUGCCCGGCUCAAGAUGAAGUGUCGAUGGCCGGUUCCUGGGGCCGGCCAGGACGAGGGAGGCUGCAUUAGAUGUGCUCGCAUGAAGAUUUCGUGUCAUGUGCCCGCACCUGUGCAGAGGAAGAAACGAGGCAAAUCGACGCGCGUUGCCCAGCUGGAGAAGAAGAUUGACGGCUUGGUGUCCAUGCUUGCAUCAGGACAGCAUAUACAAGCCUCCGGAACACCUCCGUUGACCCCGGAGAGCCACGAUACAGGGAUAGCAGCGUCAGGCCGAGGGGUAUCGAAAGCACCAACCUCAAGGCCGCUGCAAGACGCCAUUUCCGCCCUACCCCAACCCAACCGAGUCAGCGUCCGUGAAGAAGCCCCCCAAAUCCCCCUUCCCAUCCCAUCCGAGCCGGCAACGACGUUUCAGUUGAUCCCGGGCUUCAGCUUUAACCUCGAGGAAGUGGUCUCGUACUUUGCCAUUUACCGGCGCGAGUUCAUGCCCAACUACCCCUUCGUCAUCGUGCCGGAAGACUUGGAUCCUCGGUCGCUGUACGCUUCGUCGCGAUGUCUCUUUUGGACAGUCAUGGCGGCUGUUGCGCCGCAGUCGUCGGCUACGCAGCAAAGCGUCGAGAAUUGGUUUCGCCAGUAUAUCGCGGACCGGAUGGUUGUUAAGCAGGAAAGGAACUUGGGGAUAUUGCAGGCUCUACUGCUUCACUUGGCUUGGGGGGAUUUCCAUUUCUAUAUGAAUACAGAAGCGACAAACUUUCUUCAUCUGGCUGUGGCCAUGGCUCUCGAUCUCAAGCUGGACAGAUCCCCAGACGCCACUCAUAUGCAUCCCAGAUCUCUUGUGGGUGAGGCCUGGGCGACCAUCAACAAGGGUGCCUCGAAGCAGAAGCCUCAUACCGCCGACGAGAAGCGAGCCGUCCUGGGGCUCUAUCAUGCCACAUCACUCAUCUCUGCUCUGUUCAAGCGAGGCAAUCACUUUCCUUGGAACAACUACCUCUCUCACUGCUGCGAAUCGCUGGCCGAGUCUCCCCUGGAAUCAGACCUGUUCCUCGUCGCUCUGGUCAAGAUGCAGCGUGUUGCCGAUCGAGCCAACAGCAUGCUUCCGGGCUUUGACGUCGUCGACACGACUCUGAGCGCACAUCUGUCGCCAAUGGACAUGGUCAUCAACAACGUCCGCCGAGAACUCCACGAUCUGAUGAGCAUCCAGCCUGAAUGCGUCAAAAGGAAGAGCCUAUUCAAGGCAUACUACCAAGUCACACUCAUGCGCUUCGCCGAGCCCGCAAUCCCCAUCCCAUCAUCAACCCCCUCCUCCUCCGAAGCACUCGCCACCCUCAACCCCCCCGACCCAUUGCAACGCUUCGACACCCUCUGGAAAUGCCUCCUCUCCGCCAUCGACUUCUUCGACAUCCUCCUCUCCUAUCAUCCCAACCAGCUCCCCGGCCUCCCCACAUUCGUCACGGGCCUCCUUGCUUUUGCCAUAGUUACCUCCUCGCGCCUGCUCGUCAUGGAGCCGUCAAUCGACUGGCAGCCCGCCAUGGCCCGCAGAAAGCUCGACUUUGCAGACUUGACGAAGCGUCUUGGCGAUCGCUUCGAGGACGCAGACACCUGGGCCAAGGAAGCCGGCCGCAGACGUCGCUUGCUGGACGCGGGCGGCGCGCAGUUUUGCAGGCUGAGCUUCAAGCUUCGCUGGAUCCGGCAGUGGUAUCUCUCGCGGGUUCCCCAGGAGCAGCAGCAGCAGCAGCCGGAAGCUCAGUUGCCUGGUGAUAUAGGUGGUGGUGGUCCUGGUGGUGCUGGUGGGGAGACGACGCUGCAGGAUCCGGAUGUGGUGUUUUGGCAGGAGUAUGAGUUUGAGGAUGCCCUGUGGCCGGGCUUUAUGCCCAUAUAG
Messenger RNA from Trichoderma citrinoviride, 1956 nucleotides. RefSeq lists its product as hypothetical. Gene Ontology annotation, cellular component: nucleus. Bases 1 to 1956 code for a protein of 651 amino acids. The transcript has 6 exons. Lineage: Eukaryota; Fungi; Ascomycota; Sordariomycetes; Hypocreales; Hypocreaceae. Gene Ontology annotation, molecular function: zinc ion binding; transcription cis-regulatory region binding; DNA-binding transcription factor activity, RNA polymerase II-specific. The record is from RefSeq and is a predicted model, not a curated record. Gene Ontology annotation, biological process: regulation of DNA-templated transcription.